AGGAGCCUGGUGGGCUACAGUCCAUAGGGGCGCAAAGAGUCGGACAGGGCGGAAGCAACUUAGCAUGUGUGUCCUAUGAACAAGUGUGGGUCCACUGGUGUGCGCUCCCUGAGCAGGUGUGUGUCCCACGGCCAGGUGCGUCUCCACUAGGCAGGACCCUCCUUUGGGACAGAGCAGAUGCUCUGCUGUCCUAGCUCUCAGAGGAAAACCUCUGUGAGCAUGCUUUAGUGUGAAGCCUGCGUCUUUCUGGUCAGACUGCUGUGUGAUGUGACUACUAGGAAGCUUCUGUUUUUAGGGUCACGGCCACUGGGCAGCAGCUCUUCUGCUGCGGUCAGGUGGGCAGGACCCCAUGAAUGUCUCACUGAUGUUCUCACUUUGUAAUGCAAAUUCAGUCAUUCCCCUAAAGUUUCAGUAGGCUUGGAUAAAUUAUUUGUAUGCUUAGUGUUUCCAUAGCAGACUAAUCUGUUGUUUGUUUGUUUUCGUCUGUACCACAUGGCCCACGGGAUUUUAAUUCCCUGACCAGGGAUUGAACCCGUGCUCCCUGCAGUGGGAGGGUGGAGUCCUAACCACUGGCCCCCCCAGGGAAGACCCUGACUAAUCUAUUUUUGAUUAUCAUUCCUUUAGAUUCCUCUUCUUUUUAGCAUACAGGUAGCUUUUUUCCCUAAUGAAAAUUGUAUUUUCUUACAACAGAUUCUCUGUAAAAUACAUAACUGAUUUUUAAGCUGCUCUGAUUGAAUAAUAAUUUAUUUUAGAACUUCCCAUAUGAGUUGAAAUUAUUUUAGAAAUGCAAACCCUGUGAGGUAGUUGCUGCUUCUGUAAACGGCUCUGGCGUUUCCCCCUUUUCGGUUUUCUUCCUGAUUCUUAGAGGAUAUGCUUCACUGGUGAAUAAAGAGAUUUAUUAUUCAUACAGGAAGUCAGGUAAUGAAACCUGCAUCUUCCUAAUUUGAAUACAGGGUCCUUAGGUGCCUGAGUACCUCCCUCCACCCCACCACCAUCCCCUGCACAUGCCCAGGAGCUCCUCGUGGACUCAGGCAUGAAGCCGAUGUUUUGCACUCAGAUGAUUGAUUUCCUGACUUGACAUGUGUUCCAGUUCCUCCCUCAGUGUCUGGUUAACCUGAGUGUGAUGCCAGCUGUGGGGUGAAGCCAACCUGGAUGGUCUGUCUGUUCUCCUCCCCUCCUCGCAUGCCCUGGAGGAAGAGCAGACUGGGUGAUGACUGCCCUUGGGGGGCCCCCAUGCACCCAGGGUCAAACACCCCAGUAUCAGCUGUGAGUGUGGGGACCCCCCCCACAUGGCCAGUUCUGGCCACUCCCCCUCCUCCUCAGGGUCCAUCCUUGGGGUCAGGUCCCACUGGUCUCACGAUUGAAGUAGCCUGUUUACUUUUGGUCUUGAGGUGGGGUGGGGGCUGGCGGGAACAGUGGCCAGUGGACUGUCGAGAGAUAUGAGGGAGCAAAAGACUUGGACUCUCCCUGGCCUUGUUCUCCUGGCGUGAGGACUGCAGCCAUCUGCAGGUGAGCCCAGGUGACGUUGGGAAAUGUGUUGGAAGUCCAGGGAAAGCUGUUCCACCACGAAGUGUCCCGCACCCUCCCCUCCCUCGCCUGCCCUCUGUCUGCUCCCCGUGGGAAAGGUGGACGAUGUCCCCACCUCUGACCAGCUGUGAAAGGGUGAGUUUAAAAGGAAGAUCUAUCUUCCUUGGGGGGUUUCACGCAGUGAUGACGGCCCCAGAAUUCGUGUAUUGAGGUCCUCGCCCCCAGCACCUCAGAACCUGACCUGGUUGGGCUGGGACUUGUACUGAAGUGGGAGGGGCCUUGUCCAAUAUGACCAUGUCCUCAUGGGGGAUGUUGGGACCGACACGCGCAGUGACACUGUACAGGUUGGGGGAUGACGCCGCACAGGCCAAGGACACUGAGGGUUGCUGGUCAGCAGCAAAGGCCAGGACAUCCCCUGCGUGGUUUUCAGAGGGAGCCCUGCCCACGCCACGGCCUCGGGCUGUGGCCUCCUGACAGGGCAGCACUGAAGUGCUUUUAUCUUGGCCACACAUUCCGGUGGCCUCAGAAACUUUGGGGGCAGCAGAGAGCUGGGAAACAGAACCAGGGGGAGCAGCACGGUGGAGUCCAACUUGAGAAAUGAUUCGGGUGCUCGGGAUAACAGAGGGGGUUCUUGUCACCUUGGGUCCCUUCUCCACUGGACACCUUCCUGGGGAGCUGAGGUAGUCAGGGGCCUCCUCCCUCUGCAGCUGGGUUGGACUGGCCUGUGGGCAUCCAGCCUUGGCCCUUCCUGCCCCGCGGGCUGGACCAUGUAGGAUGUUAAAGAUGCUUCUUCUUCAAGGGUGGGGGUGAAGGUGCACCUGGUUCUCUUCACCUAGACUUUCUGUUUGGGUAAAAAAGUCUCUUUGACUUCGGAUGGGCCUUCUCUUCCUUUCUGGAAUAUUUGCUUGGUUGGAGGGUCAGCUGCAGCGUGUACAGCGCUGUGUGCAGGAGGACGGAGCUGGCUCAGGUGCCGCCCUCAGGUGCCCUGUGCCCAGCGGCCUCCCUCUGCACACUCUUUAGCCCUUGGUGCGUGUGUGACUAUGCGGGUAACCCUUCCGUUCUCACCCCACAGAGUCCAUAGAGGAGGCCACCCCAGAAUCCCAGAUGAACAACCGGAAGGAAGAUAUGGAAAUCGCGUCCCACUACCGACACCUGCUGCGCGAGCUGAAUGAGCAGAGGCAGCACGGAGUGCUGUGUGACGUGUGUGUGGUGGUGGAGGGCAAGGUUUUCAAAGCCCACAAGAACGUCCUGCUCGGCAGCAGCCGCUACUUCAAGACGCUCUACUGCCAGGUGCAGAAGACCUCUGAGCAGGCCACGGUCACGCACCUGGACAUCGUCACAGCCCAGGGCUUCAAGGCCAUCAUCGACUUCAUGUACUCUGCCCACCUGGCUCUCACCAGCAGGAACGUCAUCGAGGUGAUGUCCGCGGCCAGCUUCCUGCAGAUGACGGACAUCGUGCAGGCCUGCCAUGACUUCAUCAAGGCCGCGCUGGACAUCAGCAUCAAGCCAGACGCCUCGGAUGAGCUCGAGGCGUUUGAGGUGGGCGCCCCGCCCGGUGGUGGUGCGGACGCCCUCAUCUCUGCUGUAAUGGCUGGGAGGAGCAUCUCCCCUUGGCUGGCCCGGCGCACGAGCCCCGCCAACUCCUCCGGGGACUCAGCCAUUGCCAGCUGCCAUGAGGGCGGGAGCAGCUACGGGAAGGAGGAUCAGGAGCCCAAGGCCGAAGGCCCUGACGACCUUGCCUCACAGCCACUGUGGCCUGGCGACGUGGGCUGUGGGCCCCUGCACGUCAAGGAGGAGCCGCUCUCACCAGCCCACUAUGGGGGCAGCGAGCCGCCUUCUGCCAUGGAUGGCACCAUCCAGAACUCCUUCUCGGAGCAGACUGCCGGGGAUGGCUGGCAGCCCACGGGCCGGAGGAAGAAUCGGAAAAACAAAGACACAGUCCGACACAUCACACAGCAGGUAGAGGAGGACAGCCAGGCCGGCUCCCCACUGCCAUCUUUCCUCCCGACAUCCGGGUGGCCAUUCAGCAGCCGUGACUCAAACUCGGACUUGACCAUCGCUGAAGCCAGCAGCUCGGACAGCCGAGGGGAGAGGCCAGAGUUCCUCGCGCAUGUGGACGAGGGGCUCCUGGGAGGAGAAGGCAGCUACCUAGGCGCGCCCCUCACCCCCGAGAAGGACGACGCGUUACAUCAGGCUACCGCCGUGGCCAACCUGCGGGCGGCGCUCAUGAGUAAGAACAGCCUGCUGGCCCUGAAGGCGGACGUGCUCGGGGAAGACAGCUCCCUGCUGCUGGAGUACCUGCCCAAGGGCGCCCAUUCCCUGUCCCUGAACGAGUUCACGGUCAUCAGGAAGAAGUUCCGCUGCCCCUACUGCAGCUUCUCGGCCAUGCACCAGUGCAUCCUCAAGCGGCACAUGCGCUCGCACACUGGCGAGCGGCCCUACCCCUGUGAGAUCUGCGGGAAGAAGUUCACUAGGCGCGAGCACAUGAAGCGGCACACGCUGGUGCACAGCAAGGACAAGAAGUACGUGUGCAAGCUGUGCAGCCGUGUGUUCAUGUCGGCCGCCAGCGUGGGCAUCAAGCAUGGCUCGCGGCGCCAUGGCGUGUGUGCCGACUGCGCAGGUGGCGGCGGGGCCGGGUCCCUGGAUGGUGGCGGCGCAGAGGGCUCCCCCGAGCUGUUCGCAGGCGACGGGCCAUACCUGGAGGACCCUGAGGACCCACGCGGUGAGGGCGAGGAGGAGCUGGGCGAGGACGAGGAUGACGUGGGCCUAGCCCCCGAGGACACGCUGCUGGGGGACAAGGAGGACGACGACUCGCCACGGGGGCCCCACAGCCCCACGGGGGGCGCGGACAAGGACUUCGCCUGGAUCUCCUAGGCCAGGCGAACAAUGGGCUGCGGCCACCCUCACCUGUGUGUGCCCCGGGCCCCUUCUCCUGCUGCCCCCAAGCCCUCGUGGAGAGCAACCUGGGGCUCUGAGGCGGCCGCUGCCCCAGCUAGCAGGGCUGGGGUCACACACAGGGUGGAGGCGCAGAGUGGGUUUGAGCCUUGAGAGAGCCCUUAGCAUCUCCUCCAGCUGGGGCGCGUGGCGGGCCUCAGGGGAGCCCAGGAGGCUGGCGGCCAGGAAGGGGCCAGUGCUGGCCAGGGCCUCCUCUGUGGCCCUGAGGCCCGGGUCCGGGGGCUGUUAGGAGAGUUCCACUGACCCCGGCCAUCCAGGGCUGAGUCCCCCCAACCCCUUGUCAGCUGCAGAGGGACUGCUGGCGGCUCGAGGGCUGUGCCUGCGGUAGCAGCCUGUGGGAUCCAGGUCGGGCGUCCACAAAGGCCUGCAGCCCUCCCCCUUCUGGGCUUUGGUGCUCAACAUACAGCAGCUGCCGACCUCGGCCAGGGCGCCCAGGUGCUAUCUCCCCACGGAGGCAGCCGGGCGGGCAGGCCCAGGUGCUCCCACUGCAGGCGCCUCCUCUUUCUCCGUGUGCACUUCUCUGAGGGCCGGGCCGGCCUGCCCCUCAGCCCCGCCGUCCUGCUGCGCCUAGGCCACUCCUGCUGACCCUCCCGGGCGGCUUGCCUUCCUUGCUGCUAACGCCGGAGGGUGUCCCUGACGCCCGUGCUGCUCAUGCCGCCCGUGGGGGCCACCCCACUCCCCAGGUGCUCUGGGCUCCAGUUCCGUGAGUCGCUAAGGGAACUGAGGCCGGCACGUGAAAUGGUUUUGUUCGGCAUUAUCUUCAGAGUUGUCUUUCCUUUGGCUUCUUCCUGAGCCUUGCCAUCUUGUAAACGAACUCAUCCACCCUCCUCUCUCUUUUCUAAGGGGCUGGGGUCCCACCUUGUGCCGUGAGGACGCUGCCCGCUGCCCGUCCCCAUCAGGCUGCCAGUCCAGCACCAGCCUGUCUUCCUUAAGGCUCGUGACACAUGCAUUCCGUCCCCUGCACCCACCUCUCUCGGGAGCCCCUGUGGGACCCCAAGUCAGGGCCCUGAGGUGCUGAGCUGGGGCUGGAGGAAAGCUGGACUGGGUUUUCUCUCUUCCCUUAGCCUGCACCGCAUGGCUUCCCUGUGUUCCUGCCAGGUUCCCGCUCCUCUUUCUAGAUGGAGAAAGGCAAAUUCCACCAACCCCUCCCAGGUGGCUGCUGUAGGGGUGGCGGGGGGCAGUCAGGGCUGGCUGCAGGCACCUGGAUGGUGCUGUCCUUGAAUUCCUGCCCAGGGGAGAAGUCACAGCUUCAUGUUUUGUUUUGUUUUAAACACCAUCAGCCACGUUUUUCUCAGAAGAGGACUGCUCCCAUCCUCAGCUGUCGGCAUCCUUGAGGGAAGGGCCGGCCGGUGGGGGCAGGAGCCCAGGGUGAGGGGGCUCUGGGGCCCGCGCCCCCUUCUGCCUUUCAUAGUGGGGCCUGUCUGAGCCACUCAGCGGGGCUCCCCAUUGUGUACCUUUCCCCCACUUUCUAACCCCUUUUAUAAACAAGACUUACUUUCUAUCAGAUGCAUUUGGAAACCAGACCUUUGCUACCAAGCAUCUCUGGGUUUUGUACAGGGCCACCUCUGCGCCACUCUCAGGGCCUGCCCACUCCCACUCUGGACCACCCUGGCUGACCCCUCUGGGGCCCUCGGUGCCACAGGGGUGUUUUCUCCCUCAAAACGAUACUUCAUUGGGAAAUUCACCUCCUGCCCCUGAGCCCCCUUGUUAAUUCUCGCGUAAGCUGGAUUUCAGAGAUGGAGGCAAACAUGAAGGGAAAGACAUGUAAUGAAGAUUUUUUUCUUUUAAUCGUGGUCUUUUUUUUUUCCAAAGCAAUGUUUAAUAAAUAUUUUUUUAUGAAGCGGAAAGCGUGUAGAUCACAUCUCACAUUUUUGUACCUUCCCGUGUAUGCGUCUGUGUUCGGCAUCUGCAUCACCAACGUGGAAGGUGGGCCAUCAGGCGGCUCGUUCUUUGGGGUAGGGGAGGGGCGGGGAACCAAGAUUUUGUAUCAAGCUCUGGAUCCUGACGGGGUUGUAUGUUUGGACUCUGGGUUUGGGAAUAGUCACAACACUGCCAGGACUGGAUAGGGACCUCGAUUGAAAGGACACAGCUACUGCUUCCAACUUUGCACAUCUUCCUUUUUAGAAGAGAACUCUUGAGAAAAUGCAAAAACUGGAACUUUUUGCAAUAUUAUAUGAAAGAUAAUCUUAUUUUCGCUCAUUCUGUGACAUGUGCAACUCUUAAGAAAGCCAUACUUAAUGGUGUUUUUAUUUUUAGAUCCUAUAUUGUGUUUUGUACCCGGCCCUUUUUAGAACUCCUUGUAGUGAGGGCGCUGUGUGUGUGCUUUUCUUAAAUAUUUAUUUUUUCAACACGCUUUCAACCUGUCAACAAAAACAAAACAGACAAAAAAAGGGCAGUGUUUGAAGAUUGUUGAUUUUUUUUCUGGGGAUAAUCUAUAUUAUAUCGACUUUAUAUUAAUGACUAUAAACCUGUGUUUGUAUUGGAAACGUGUUUCACAUUUGUGGGGGGUCUUUUGUAAUCGGUCGGUGGAACAUCAGGGCUGUUGCCUGUUUCCCUGGAGCCAUCGAUGCCAACAGCACCUCCUCCCUAGUGGUCUUGAGAUUUCUUAUCUGCUGGGUGCGCUCUGGGACCCCUGUGGGUCUCAUCUCUGUGACGGGAUUAGUUAGAUAUUCUUGCAAAGCGAUCACUUUCAAUAAAUCGGGAAAUUGCUGCUUGA
This is a messenger RNA of Bubalus bubalis (water buffalo), 7198 nucleotides long. It is a transcript of the gene ZBTB46, whose product is annotated as zinc finger and BTB domain containing 46. Gene Ontology annotation, molecular function: DNA-binding transcription factor activity, RNA polymerase II-specific; RNA polymerase II cis-regulatory region sequence-specific DNA binding; protein binding. Gene Ontology annotation, biological process: regulation of transcription by RNA polymerase II. NCBI's taxonomy places the organism in Eukaryota, Metazoa, Chordata, Mammalia, Artiodactyla, Bovidae. The record is from RefSeq and is a predicted model, not a curated record. The transcript has 4 exons. Bases 2632 to 4401 code for a protein of 589 amino acids.